Messenger RNA from Tigriopus californicus, 858 nucleotides. Its product is annotated as protein quiver-like. NCBI's taxonomy places the organism in Eukaryota, Metazoa, Arthropoda, Copepoda, Harpacticoida, Harpacticidae. The record is from RefSeq and is a predicted model, not a curated record. The coding region runs from base 248 to 679 and encodes 143 amino acids. The transcript is spliced from 3 exons. Gene Ontology annotation, biological process: positive regulation of voltage-gated potassium channel activity; sleep; regulation of synaptic transmission, cholinergic.
UUCUGCCGCCAGGCUGCACUGUAGCCAUCAAGGGGUACGGACCGGGAGAUCCAACGGCACAGCCCUUCUGUUACUAGCCCAAUGUCAACGGUCUGUGCGCAGUCUCUUACUCUCUCAAAGAGAUCUGGUCGAAAGUGGAAAAGCCUGCCUGGAAAAGAAGAACGAGUUUUGCUUCUCCGUGCCUACUAGAACACACUUCGACAUCAAGACCUUCUCCAUUCGCCAUAUUCAAGUGGAGAGUGCAAAAAUGGCUCAGAUUCAGGUCCUGAUCUCAUUGGUUUUCCUUGCAUCUUUCGUUAACUUCGGCGAAUGCUUGCAGUGCCACCAGUGCACUUCCUUCGUAGAUGCCCAAUGUAACGAUCCCUUCCACUAUGAACCCGCCCGAGAGGGAGAGAAACCCAAGCCAAAGACUUUGGAGUUCCUGAAAGAUUGCCCCAAUGAUGGCAAGAACUACACUCUCUGCCGAAAGAUCUACCAACAUGUCCGAGAUGACGUCAGGAUCAUCCGCUCAUGUGGCUAUGAGAAAUACGAGAAAGGAGAUUGCUACAAGACCGUCUUGGAGGAGUACAACACGUACGUGUGUCAGUGCGAAGAAGAUGGGUGCAAUUCCGGACACAGUCUGAAGGUGCCGCUGGUGGUGUUAGCCGUAUCCGGCGUCUUGGCCCGUCUGUUUCACUAAUGAUGUGCUCGCAUGCCAUGCAGCAGGACUUUACGACAUUGAGAAUCUCCAUCCACAAAUUUUCAUGAACUGUGUGCGAAGUAGUACUGAAUAGGCUGAUCCGGACGAGCGUGUGGUUCCGGCCCAGCACGUGAAUGCUCAAAUGGCUUUUCGAAAUAAACGCGAAUGAGUAAAUCUAA